AUGUCUGAAGAUCUUGUUCGCCUCGACAUCAACGGCAUCUUUGCCGUCAUCACGUUGAACAACCCGACAAACUUCAACGCCUUGACGCAGAGUCUGUAUUAUCGCCUUGCUAGCUUGCUUCGAGACGCCGAAAAGAAUCCGGAUGUCUACGUUACUGUUUUGAUCGGGGAGGGCCCCUUUUUCUCUGCAGGAGCUGACCUUAAAGGCAAACCACCUUCUACGGAGGACAUGUUAUCUCGCCCCUAUUGGCUUCCGAAGUUGGUGAACAACAAUGUAGACGUCGCGAGGGCAUUCUAUAGCCAUUCGAAGAUUUUGGUAACGGCGCUGAACGGUCCCGUCAUAGGGCUUUCUGCAGCCUUGAUAUCCCACUCGGACUUUAUCUACGCUGUGCCUGACGCUUAUCUGAUGACUCCUUUCACCUCACUCGGCCUCGUUGCCGAAGGCGGCUCCAGUGUCGCAUUCGUGCAGCGGAUGGGUCAAGGCAAAGCGAACGAGGCACUCAUACUUGGCAGAAAGAUUCCUGUCAGCGAGUUGGCUCAGGUUGGGUUUGUCAACAAGGUCUUCGAAGACAAAAGCAAUUUCCGCGGACAGGUGAUGGGGUACCUGCAGCAGACAUUCGGCGAACAUUUAGUGAAGUCGAGCCUUUUGGGGACAAAGGCUCUCAUGCGCCGCCGCUUGGUUAGGGAGCAGGACGAACAAGCGCCGCUAGAAAUGUUCGGUGGCCUCGACCAUUUCUGCCAGGGUAUCCCACAAGCCAAGAUGGGAGAGGCCCUGUCCAAGAGCAAGAAAUCUCGACUCUAA
Penicillium canescens is the source of this 801-nucleotide messenger RNA. RefSeq names its product enoyl-CoA hydratase/isomerase family protein. The record is from RefSeq and is a predicted model, not a curated record. The coding region runs from base 1 to 801 and encodes 266 amino acids. NCBI's taxonomy places the organism in Eukaryota, Fungi, Ascomycota, Eurotiomycetes, Eurotiales, Aspergillaceae. Gene Ontology annotation, cellular component: peroxisomal matrix. Gene Ontology annotation, biological process: fatty acid beta-oxidation. The transcript has 2 exons.